Amaranthus tricolor (Joseph's coat) is the source of this 507-nucleotide messenger RNA. RefSeq lists its product as uncharacterized. The transcript is spliced from 4 exons. The coding region runs from base 1 to 507 and encodes 168 amino acids. NCBI's taxonomy places the organism in Eukaryota, Viridiplantae, Streptophyta, Magnoliopsida, Caryophyllales, Amaranthaceae. The record is from RefSeq and is a predicted model, not a curated record.
AUGGGGAGAACAAAAGUAGUCGGGCCAGAUAACAUCUCCAUUGAGGUGUGGAAGGGAUUAGGAGAAGAGGGUAUUCGUUGGCUGACAAACCUCUUUAAUAUUAUUUUGAGGACACAUAAGAUGCCAAAAGAAUGGAGGAUUUGCACAGUAAUACCUCUGUUUAAAAGUAAAAGCGAUGCGCACGUAUGUGGGAACUAUAGAGGUGAACUAGAGGUGUCCAUUGAUGAAGAUGUUGUUAAACUUACGAGCAAGUACAAGAAAUUCCCAAGAAAGUUCAAACGAAAAUUCUACCGAGUGGCAAUAAGACCUACUCUGCUAUACGGCAGUGAAUGUUGGUCUGUAAAGAAGAUUUUUGAACAUAAGAUGAAAGUUACCGAAAUGGAUGGCCUUUCUACUUACAAUAGUUGCACAUCAUGCAUCUUUUGCUCCUACUUGAUGGCCUUUUUAUGCGAAUACCAUAUCAAUCAGGUUAUUAAAUUCAAGGCCUUUCUAACAUUUUCUCAUUAG